AUGCCUGAUCCAAAAACUGGCAAAAAGAGAAAAGCUUCAGACUCGGGAGACUCUUCCGGCAAAAAGUCGAAAGACACUGGCGUGUCCACUUCGAUAGAAGGAUUCAGUCCGCUUUCCCUAGAUGACAUCAGGGCAAAGAUGCAGGGCUUGGCAGCCAAAGUUCCAGAGAUACCCGAUGAUACCUUUGGUCUGACCAAAGGAGAAUUGCACGAGGCUCUGAUUAAGGAAUGGGCGGCUACGCUUCAAGCCAUCUUGGAAGAAUUCAAUCUACUGGUAUGCUGUGUGGCAACUGCCUGCUACAGGUGGGGUACCGAUCGGAGUGGAGCUUCCGACCAGAAUGUAAGCUUGUUGAGUGGCGAAUUAGGCGCUAGUCAAGAUCAGAUUGCCUCGACCGUAACUCCACGGUUGACGAAUAUUUUGGCGCCUGUGGUCGAUCUAGUAAUUGACAAGGUGGUCACUACCAAAAAUGAAAAAGGAGAAGAGGUCAAGGAGAAUAAGUUUACAAGAAAACUUGUGGAUCCAGACUUUGUUGUACUCUGUCAUCGAAUUUUGGCACGCAACGCCCACAUGCUACGACAGGUCGUCCUUUCGAAUUUUCAAAAGAUAUUGAAAUCACUGAACGACUAUCUGAAAGCACAAAAAAAUGAUACUCAACACAGUCGUGGUUUCACAUACUAA
Molecule: messenger RNA, 678 nt
Organism: Cylindrotheca closterium
Lineage: Eukaryota; Bacillariophyta; Bacillariophyceae; Bacillariales; Bacillariaceae
Source: the annotation of a GenBank genome assembly